AUGCAGUCAUUCAAGAUCGAAUGGGCUGGCGGCUCCCAGCCUGCUCAGCCAGCUUCCUCGGAUGAUGCCGACCUCACUUCGCCCGCCAACCUUCGCAAGCUGGUGCUCAAUUAUCUCUUGCACCAUUGCUACACCGAGACCGCCACUGCAUUCGCAAAGGAUGGGAUCAUCGGCGAUCUGUACGGCGGCGAGUCAUCCAUGCUUCCCAUCUCGGCUGAUGAUGUAGGCGCGAGCUCCACUGGUGCACGACCAGCUGUCUCGUCCGCUUCAGCUUCAGGUUCGAGAAGCUCCGCUGCCACUAUCGAAUCGUCUGUCCGAACACCCACUGCGAGCAACGGUGGCGCACGCCAGGCUCAUCCGCUAUCGGCGCCUCCGCUCUCCCGCGACGACUCGAGCAUGGAGAUCGAGGUGGAAAACCUGCUUCCCACGUCGUCGGAACACGCCGACGCUUCUGCAUCGCAUCAUCGCGAGCACAGCAAUGGCCUCACCCACUCGAAUGGUCACUCUGCUCAAGCGAGGAACGGUGCAGGGGCGCAAACCCAGGUGCACGACGACGAUGAGGAUCUCGAAGACGCAGAGCUUGCCGCGUCCGAGUUCGACGAGGUGCAAGAAGACUUUGACAUCGACGUCAGUCCCGACCUCACUGCCGAAGAUCUUCGAGGCGUCCGCGCACGCAAACAAAUCAAAGACUACAUCAUCUCGGGGCAGAUCCGACAAGCCAUGGACAUGAUCAACGAGCACUUUCCCACGGUUCUCAACAGCGCUGCAGCCGCCGCCGCCGCCGCCGCUAGUGGCAGCUCGAACGGCUCCAAGUCGACGCGCAGCAAGACGGGUAGCAGCGCCGGCAGCGCCGGCGACAAAAUGUUCCCGGCCAACCCGACGUCGAUGGAGCCCGACCAUUUGCUACUCAACUUGCAGAUUCAGGUGUUCAUCGAAGCGAUCCGAUCGGCCUCUUCCGCACAGCUCGCUCCUUCUUCCACGGCGCAGCUGAGCGCCUCCAACGGCGGCCUACCAUCCCUCGCGACCACCACACCCGGCAUCGCUGCCUCGGCCAUCUCACGCGCAGCAUCACCAGCACCGUCCACAUCCUCCUCCAACGGUUCUGCCACCUCUGCCACCGGAACCAACGCUGCACUCAACCCUGCGCUCCACUCUGCCCUCGCCUACGCACAGGGACUCUACGCAUCAGCACAGAAACUGCCGAGCUUCUGGCGUGCCAUGUACCUCAAGGAGCUCGAGCAGGUCACGGCACUGCUCGCGUACACCGAUGUGGAGCAUUCACCCGUACGUCGGUUCCUGCAUCGUUCGAGGAAGGUGGCGUUGGCGGAGCAGGUGAACUCUGCGAUCCUGUUGAGGUGUGGGAAGCCGAGUCAGCCGUUGAUCGAGGUGGCGGUGAGACAGACGACGCUGUUGUGGGAUUAUUUGCAGGCGGAGGAGGUGCAGGUUCCGAUCGGUCAUCCGGUGUGGGGGUUGGUUCAGGGAGGGAAUGGUGGGGUGUAUGAGGGGACGGGGGCGGGGAAGAAGGGGACGAAGAGGUUGCCGGAUUGGAAGUUCAGGAGCUUCUUGCAGGAGAGGUAG
Messenger RNA from Pseudozyma hubeiensis SY62, 1578 nucleotides. RefSeq names its product LisH motif-containing protein. The coding region runs from base 1 to 1578 and encodes 525 amino acids. Lineage: Eukaryota; Fungi; Basidiomycota; Ustilaginomycetes; Ustilaginales; Ustilaginaceae. The record is from RefSeq and is a predicted model, not a curated record. Gene Ontology annotation, biological process: proteasome-mediated ubiquitin-dependent protein catabolic process. Gene Ontology annotation, cellular component: cytoplasm; nucleus. Gene Ontology annotation, molecular function: protein binding. The transcript has a single exon.